Molecule: messenger RNA, 810 nt
Organism: Penicillium odoratum
Lineage: Eukaryota; Fungi; Ascomycota; Eurotiomycetes; Eurotiales; Aspergillaceae
Product: putative acetyl xylan esterase (Axe1)
Exons: 4
Coding region: 1-810 (269 amino acids)
Molecular function (GO): hydrolase activity
Source: RefSeq, a predicted model, not a curated record
AUGGGCCAAUUCUCAGUGGCGAGCAAAAGAGCCCAGAAAAGUAGAAACUCCGAUCGGCCCAUCCUAGCUACCACCCUGAUUGCGAAUCAACAGCCAAUCGUGCUGCACGUCAUGUUUUUCCAACUUGCCCUGCUAUUAACCUACAUCACCUUUCCCUCUCAUGCGCAGAUCACCGCACCCGAAUUCUGCGCGACGGGAGUCCAUGCAAUUCUCAUUCGGGGUCAAGGGAGUGGGGAUCACCUGAACGUCAUGGUCACCAUGCAGAACCUCAUUUUACAGCUGAUCCCAAAUUCCACUAGUGUGGCACUCCCGUAUGAUCACGGUGGGGAUGAUCAUAGAGUUGUGGCCGUCGAUGGUGCUCUCCUGAUGCAGUCGUAUAUCCGAGACUAUGUCGCCUCCUGCCCUCAAUCGAAGAUCUUUCUCAUGGGGUACUCCCUGGGUGGGAUAAUCGUGAUGGAUGGCCUUUGCGGGACUAGUUCCCUAUGGCUCAAUCACGUCGAUGCGAUUGAACCGCAGUAUAACCGAAAUGUGAUUGCGGCUGCCUCCUAUGGGGAGGAGACAUUCAUUCCUGGAAUGCCCUGGAAUGCCGGGACUUGCAAGGAUGGAUUGGGAACAUACCCACGAAUUCAUCCCGAGUGGUGUGAUCCAUAUGCUGCAUCCAUUCGAGACUACUGUGACUCGGGCGACGAUGCCUGCUGCAUGAAGUUCCCACCAUUUGAUGACGGGGCUCACUUUACGUAUAUUUUCAAAUACAAUAUCGAUCUCUUGCACUUUGUCGAGCGCCGAUUGGUAGAGACGCAUAUGCCUUGA